ACAUCCCAACGUCACAUCCGCUUAAAUACGCAUGAAAAAACGCAGCAAACGCUGUAUUUAUUUCGUAUUAAGCGCUAUUUCCAUUCAACAGUUUUGCACGUCCGUCAGUAUUGAAGUGCAGAGACGCACUUUUUAAAGUACGUCUGUAUUAAUAGCCUCAGUAAUGAAGGGCCCAAGUGCAGAGACUGAGGUGAUCGAGGACGCAACUGUUGACCCUAACAAUGAAGAACUCCCACCUUACCUGCGUGAAGAACCACCUGAGGACUUGGAGAAAGACCACCCUAAGACUGAAGCAGGUGUGGUGUGGAGAGUGACAGGCGGGCUGUUCAACCUCACCAGAGGAGCGGUGGGUGCCACCCUUGGGGGAGUGGCCUGGGUAGGCAGCAAGAGCUUUGAGCUGACCAAGACGGCUGUGACGAGCGUUCCUGCAGCUGGAGUGGGAUUGGUCAAAGGCGGUGUCUCCGUGGUGACGGGAGGUGUCGGGGCAGUGGGGUCUGCAGUGGCUGGUAAAGUUACACCAAAGAAAAAAGACAAGUCGGAUUAGACUGGCUGACUCGCUCUCACCCUUUGUUCGAUUCGGUGUGUCUGUGGUUGUCUGCCUGGAUUGUUUCAAGAGUGUUGAAAAGCAGGUGGCAGGUUCAUUUAGCCCAUGGGAAAAUUGCUGGUUUGGAUUCACCAAAUACAACCCCUACCUAGUUAAGUUAAUGUGAAGAACUGCAGCAUGGCAUAUAAAUACACUUCUAACAACAUUAGAAAGCUACUGCAGAGGUACAUGAGAUAAUUGGGAUCUAACGCCUUUUGUUUGCUAAUGUUUGUCUGUAUUUGUGUAUUUUGAGUGUCGACUGAAUCUGUAGUAUUAGUGCGACAAAGACUUACUUUGGGACAAAGAGGGAUCAAAUGCUGAUAUCAGACAUUCUUCAUUAAAUCGACCACUUCUUACAUAGGAAAUGUUAAAUACUAAUAUACCAGCAGUUUUUCUUAAAAAGAAAAUAUGGUUUAAUUAAAUGUUUCUGUAAUAUCAGUUCAAACACUCCAUGUGUACGCAAAAUAAGCUAGAAUUUAGCUCUAAUAUCUUGUUUCAAGCCCAUCUUUGAACAAAAUAAUGUGAGAUUGUUCUUAUUAUUAUUAUUUAACUCAUUAGUUUAAUGCACGUGGCAUUAGAUUACCUUUGUCAUCUGAUAAUGUUAUUUGACAUUUGCGUAGAUCACAUUUAAUGCUGAGUCUCAAGUGUAAACACUCCAUUUCGUAAGACAAUGUUUGAAUCUGUAGCCAGGAAACCAGUGCCUGGAGUUAAGAAAAUAAAUUAUUCACAUCUAAAAAAGGAUGCAAGGAAACAGAAACUACAAAUCUCUUUUUCCAGUCUAAACUACUUUUAAGCAAACCGCUUCAUUUUCUCUUUGCGAAACAUCGCUUGUAGUUCGUAGAGAUGAUGUUUUAUUGGCCGUACAUGUGCCUGAAUGUCUUGGGAGUUCUUAAAGCUCACUGUGCAGUGUUAAGUGUUUCAGAACAGUGCAAAAUAACCACAGGUGUAUUUCCGGCUACCCUUUUAAAGCUGUUUACAUCAUAGAACCAGCACAAUCGAAAAUGUCCACAUUUGAGUGUUUGUUCGUAUGUUUCUGUCAUUUUUCCCCACUGCUUAAAUGUUUACUUCCUUUUGUAGUUUAUGCUAAAAUAACAUAUUGCGUAUUAUUCAAUUGUUGCAAUGCAUGUUUGAAGCUCUAGUUCUCAGUACAACAUCCUGUUAAUUAUGAGUACAUAUGUCAGUUUUUUUUUCCAUGUUUCUUUUUGGUUUUGCUAUGUACACACUUUCUGGGUGGUACCCAUGUCUUGAAGAUGCUGUUACUAUUUACUGUACUUUUAAGACGAAGUAGAUUUUGUCUAUAAUAGAACUAUUUUUGCUAAAUUGAUGCUGUAUUCUACAAAUAAAACAUUCUGUAUUUUAGAAA
Messenger RNA from Carassius carassius (crucian carp), 1946 nucleotides. RefSeq names its product transmembrane protein 263-B-like. The transcript has 3 exons. The record is from RefSeq and is a predicted model, not a curated record. NCBI's taxonomy places the organism in Eukaryota, Metazoa, Chordata, Actinopteri, Cypriniformes, Cyprinidae. Bases 164 to 544 code for a protein of 126 amino acids.